AUGUCAUGCUCAUACAUCAUUUCGGGAAUUGGCUUCCUAAUACUUGGCCAUAUCAUAGCAUUAAUGCUUUACAGACUGUAUUUGCACCCCUUAGCCAAGUAUCCAGGUCCGUUCUGGGCACGGAUCUCGGCAUUCCCAGCCUUUUAUUACACUCUCAGACAGGAUCGACACGUCUGGUUCUGGAAGUUACAGGAGAGAUACGGCCCAACCUUUCGUAUCACUCCUAAUAGUGUUCUGAUCAACACCCCUACCGGCCUAGAGGCCAUCUACAACAGCAAGGCAAAUGUCAAGAAGGCGGAAUAUUACAGAGUAUACCCACGUAAUGUCCAUGCUGUUACAACUUGGAAUAGCAUCGAUAAGACUACCCAUGCUCGAAAACGGCGAGUUAUGAGCCAUGCUUUUUCUGAUAAAGCACUUCGCUCGUGCGAACCUCUUAUUCAAUCCAACAUCGACCGAUGGGUUCAGCUACUGGAUCAAGAGAUUGGAGAGAAGAAACGGUCUGACUCAUUGAAUAUGGCUCGAUGGGCUGAUCAUCUUGUCUUUGAUACCCUAGGCGAGUUAUGCUUUGGUAAAUCCUUCGGUAUGAAGGAACAUGAUAGUGAGUUACGGCAUAUUCCAACGCUUAUGACUGACUUUAUGUCCACGAUUCAUCCGAUUGCCUACUCCCCAUUCGCUUAUCUCUGGGCAUGGCUGAAGCCUAAUGGCCUAGACUACCUUCUCGCAGCUAUUGCGCCUCCAGCCUUGAGCAAGUGGCAAACGUUUGUCGAGAAAUGCUUUACUCAGAGAACUCAGCUUGAAAAUGAGGCGCGAGGGGUAGGUAAACUGGGUACUGAAAGUCGAAAGGAUUUCUUCCAUUAUCUCUUUCAUGCAAUUGAUCCUGAUACUGGAAAGGGGUACAGCAGCGAUGAGCUUUUCGGAGAGUGUGAGUCUCUGCUUAUUGCUGGCUCCGAUACGUCUGCCAUAAGUCUCGCUGCUGCUUUCUUCUAUCUUACAAGAUACCCUCUUGUACAGGACAAACUUGCCAAGGAAUUGAAAUCUACAUUUCCUAGCGUUGGCGAUAUCAGGGGUGGCACAGCUCUCUAUUCAUGCCAAUACCUUCGAGCGUUCAUUGACGAGACAAUGCGCAUGAGCCCUCCUGUUCCAGCCGAUCUUGCUCGAGAGGUUCAAGAAGGUGGCAUUGCUGUCGAUGGGCAGUAUAUCCCCAAGGGUAUGAAAGUCAGCACAGCAUCCUAUUGUAUACAUCAUAAUCCUGAUAUAUAUCCUGAACCAUUCAAGUUUCGUCCCGAACGGUGGAUUGUCGAUGAGAAUGCCGAGCGCGGAGUUUCUUCUGCUAGUGUCUAUCUAGCUGAAAGUGCAUUUAUGCCUUUCUCUGCAGGCCCUCGUGGGUGCGUUGGGAAGAAUCUGGCCUAUCUGGAGAUGAGCUUAGCUUUGGCAAAGGUAGUGUACCACUUUGAGAUCCAUCGUGAUAAUAACAGCAACCUGGGAGGCGGAAGUCCUGAUGCUAUCAGGGGACGCCGUACUGUGGACCAGUAUCAAUUACGAGACAUCUUUGUUGCGAAUAGGGACGGGCCCUUAGUACAGCUUACCAAGCGAACCUGGAAGGAUUGA
Fusarium proliferatum ET1 is the source of this 1608-nucleotide messenger RNA. RefSeq lists its product as uncharacterized. The coding region runs from base 1 to 1608 and encodes 535 amino acids. The transcript is spliced from 3 exons. Gene Ontology annotation, molecular function: iron ion binding; oxidoreductase activity, acting on paired donors, with incorporation or reduction of molecular oxygen; heme binding. Lineage: Eukaryota; Fungi; Ascomycota; Sordariomycetes; Hypocreales; Nectriaceae. The record is from RefSeq and is a predicted model, not a curated record.